Ascochyta rabiei is the source of this 465-nucleotide messenger RNA. RefSeq lists its product as uncharacterized. The transcript has a single exon. NCBI's taxonomy places the organism in Eukaryota, Fungi, Ascomycota, Dothideomycetes, Pleosporales, Didymellaceae. The coding region runs from base 1 to 465 and encodes 154 amino acids. The record is from RefSeq and is a predicted model, not a curated record.
AUGGACGAAGAUCUCAUCGCCAUGAUUGUGGUCAUGGGCCUCUUUGUGACAUUCCCGCUCGGUGUUGUCCUCUUCACUACGGGUUGCGUCGCAUACUCGCGUACCAAGAAAUGGGACAAGGAGCGCAACCUCAAGAGCGUCAAUGCCGAAGCCUCCGAUCCCCUCAUCGACGAAGACUAUGACGACGACUUCCUCGAUACGGAUGACGAGGCCGAAUACACAGCCAAGAAGGUCGAGGAAGAGAACGACAAGACGCUCACCUUCAAGCAGAAGUUCCGCAAGGAGUUCCGCGCCGUCUGGUCAGGCAAGGGCAGGGAGCAGAUCGUAAAGGAGAGAGAGCGCGAGGAGAGGAGAAAGCUAGCUAAGGCCGUCGCAAAGGAGCUCGAGAGGAGGGAGCGCAGGCGCGCCAGGAAGGCUGAGAGGCAGGCGGGCUUCGAGGCUGCGCCGCCCAGCUACAAGAACUGA